Messenger RNA from Peronospora farinosa, 1275 nucleotides. The record is from the annotation of a GenBank genome assembly. Lineage: Eukaryota; Oomycota; Peronosporomycetes; Peronosporales; Peronosporaceae.
AUGUCGUCGCUAUCAUUAACCUCGAGACAUCGUAUUCUUACGCUUGGUGAUGGUAAUUUUUCGUAUUCAUUGGCAUUGGCGAAGCAGUUGCGGAAUCAAGGAAAUGAUCCAGUAAACAUUCAAUUAAUAGCAACGUCUUAUGAUACGUAUGAAGAAUUAAUUGGUAAAUACCCCGAGAGUAAACGGAUUUGUGCUCAAUUGACCCAAAUGGGCGUUACAGUCUGGCAUCGGGUGGAUGCGACGAAUAUUCACGAGUCCCUCGUGGCAGCUGGGGCAGAGCCGAAGCUUCGGUUUGACGCUGUGGUGUUUAAUCAUCCGCAUUGCGGAGAAGAGAAUGUUCGACGACAUCAGAGUUUGUUAUCACACUUUUAUGCGUCGGCGUUGGAAGUUUUGGAGAAGAAGGAAGAGAAGAAGAAGGAGAAGGAGCUCAGUGGGAUUUUAUUGACGCUAGCGGAGGGACAACCGGAACGAUGGCAAGCCGUGCAGCGUGCACUAAGUGCUGGAUUGACGCUGUAUCGACAAGUGGACGAUGUGGACAAUGACGAUCGAUUUGGACUCGUGUAUGAACGCAAACGGCAUCAAAAUGGCAAGUCUUUUCAUCAGGUUACGCUUUAUGGCGAGAAGAUGAAGCAGACUAGCACACUGUUUAUUUUCCGACGACAGGAGGAUGAUAUGGAUACUAGAUCUGCUACGGGUACUGCAGUGUGGUCGGUAGCUGGCAAGGAAAAGAUGAUACCGACGACACGGAAGCGGAAGGCUGAGAAGGACCUGUGGCUCGAGUUUGCGUGCACCCAGUGUGAGAAAAGCUUCAAGUCAGUGCAGGGUCUAAAGACGCACGUUCACAUGGUGCAUGAGCUUGAAGCUGGUAGUGCAUCGAUGAAGGUACUUCUUUGCAAAUUCUGUGACCGUACAUUCAAGAAAGAGGACGCCAAAAGACAGCAUGAGCUAGCCAAACACGGCAAGGACCCACUUAUUAAACCGGAUUGGUUUGAAACGCGGCAGAUUAUCGAUUCGACAAGUGAAUCAUGUGCAGCUUCUUCUGUUCGUGUAAAGGACGUGCCAAGUGCGACUACGACAAGAAUAACGAGCGAGCCGAAGACCUGUUUGAUAUGUGAGCAUUCUUUCAUAUCAAUGAAAGAUUUUGACGCACAUUGGCAGAAACUUCAACCACGAGCUCCAAUGAAGCAUAUAUGCUCGAGUUGCAGUCGUGAUUUUAAUGAGGAACGUGCGCUACGUCAGCAUCAGAACUUUUGCACCCAGAAAACUACCCAAUAA